GGCUGCAGGUUGUUUAGUGGGCGGAUGAUGGACAGCCUCAUAGGCCAACGGGUGGCCUCGAGAGUCAAUGGUAUUGUCCAAUGGUGCAGUGGCAGGGCGGGGCGGCGGCGCGGGUUUAAUGAGACUCCAUUGGGCUGUAAUCAGUGUCAUGUCGGAUUCAUGUCAACGACAACAACAGGGGGACACAAAAUGGCGGCGGCUUAGCUCCUACCCCUGGCGGCGUCGGCAGCGGUGGCGGCGGCAUUGGCACUUCCCCCAGGCAGCAGCCGCGGCUUCUUCCUCAGGCAGGGGCAGCGCCCCCGGCAGGCGUGGAGGUGGCGGCGGCAGCAGGCGGCCAGAUUUGUCUGAAGAACUGGACAGUCUUCUGUUUUGCCACAAGCUAUUAUACUUUGAGUUUCACUACACCUGGUUUUGCUUUCCUGAUUAAAGAUGUUCCUAAUUUGAAUCCAGUGUUUCCAUUUGGUAAAAAAAAAAGAAGAAAAAGAAAAAUCUUAACAUUGUCUGUUUAUGACCUUUUGGAUCACUGAGGUAGCAUGUUUGGAAGAUGUUACUUCACAGUGCUUGGAAUCCUCUCAAUCUUUUGGAGGUAAAUGACGCCUACAUUUGCAAGUAUUGUUAAAAAUCUAAGAACCUCUAUGGGUAACUCUUGGCUGGAAGAAAACAUUUGUCAACCAUGGUAAAACUUGCAAACCCACUUUACACAGAGUGGAUUCUUGAAGCGAUACAGAAAGUGAAAAAACAAAAGCAACGACCAUCUGAAGAAAGAAUCUGCCAUGCGGUGUCUGCUUCCCAUGGACUAGACAAGAAGACUGUUUCUGAACAGCUAGAACUAAGUGUCCAGGAUGGAUCUGUUCUCAAAGUUACCAACAAAGGCCUUGCAUCCUAUAAGGACCCAGACAAUCCUGGACGUUUUUCAUCCGUUAAACCAGGCACUUUUCCUAAAUCUGCCAAGGGGUCUAGAGGAUCAUGCAAUGAUCUUCGAAAUGUGGACUGGAAUAAACUCUUAAGAAGAGCAAUUGAAGGGCUUCAAGAACCAAAUGGCUCCUCCCUAAAGAACAUAGAAAAAUAUCUUAGAAGUCAAAGUGAUUUAACAAGCACCACCAACAAUGCUGCCUUUCAGCAGCGAUUACGAUUGGGGGCCAAACGUGCUGUAAAUAAUGGGAGGUUAUUGAAAGAUGGACCUCAAUAUAGGGUAAAUUAUGGUAGUUUAGAAGGGAGUGGAGCUCCAAAAUAUUCCAACACUUUUCCAUCUUCCCUCCCACCUGUCAGCCUUCUACCCCAUGAAAAAGACCAGCCUCGAGCUGAUCCCAUUCCAAUAUGUAGCUUCUGUUUGGGGACAAAAGAAUCAAAUAGAGAGAAAAAACCAGAAGAACUCCUAUCUUGUGCAGACUGUGGCAGUAGUGGACACCCAUCAUGUUUGAAAUUCUGUCCAGAAUUAACAACAAAUGUAAAGGCCUUAAGAUGGCAGUGUAUUGAAUGCAAGACAUGUAGUGCAUGUAGAAUCCAAGGCAAAAAUGCAGAUAAUAUGCUUUUUUGUGAUUCUUGCGAUAGAGGGUUCCACAUGGAGUGCUGUGACCCACCACUUUCCAGAAUGCCAAAAGGGAUGUGGAUUUGCCAAGUCUGCAGACCAAAGAAAAAGGGAAGAAAACUACUUCAUGAGAAAGCUGCACAAAUUAAACGACGAUAUGCAAAACCUAUUGGACGACCGAAAAAUAAACUAAAACAACGAAUGUUGUCUGUAACCAGCGAUGAAGGAUCCACGAAUGCAUUCACAGGAAGGGGGUCACCUGGUAGGGGUCAAAAGACUAAAGUCUGUACCACACCUUCAUCUGGUCAUGCUGCAUCUGUGAAGGACGCAAGCAGCAGAUUGGCUGUUACAGACCCCACUCGGCCUGGUGCCACCACCAAAAUCACCACCACCUCCACCUCCAUAUCUGCCUCUACACUUAAAGUUAACAAGAAAACCAAAGGGCUCAUUGAUGGCCUUACUAAGUUUUUUACACCAUCACCCGAUGGUCGCAGAUCACGAGGUGAAAUUAUAGACUUUUCAAAGCACUAUCGUCCAAGGAAAAAGGUCUCCCAGAAACAGUCAUGCACUUCUCAUGUGUUGGCUACAGGUACCACACAAAAGCUAAAACCUCCACCUUCUUCACUUCCACCCCUAACCCCCAUCUCUGGUCAGAGCCCGAGUUCACAAAAAUCAAGUGCUUCCACUUCCAAUUCUCCCCAGAGUUCUUCUAGUCAAUCAAGUGUGCCCUCCUUUAGCAGCCUUACUAAUAACAAUCAGCUGAAGGGACUUUUUGAUGGACUUUCUCAUAUUUAUACUGCUCAGGGACAGUCUCGAAUAAAGGAACACCCAAAUUAUGCACCUCCCAAACGUUUGCGUCGUAAAUCUGAAUUCUCUUCCACAACAAAAUCUAAUGCCCAUUUCUUUGAAAAAAAAGAUAAUAGAAGUAGAUUUAUUUCACACUGCUCCAUGCCCUCUGGCUGGGGACUAUCUAGAGGACACGUUUUUAAAGCAAUUGCUCACUUCAAGCGAACAGCCUUCCUUAAAAAGCACAGGAUGAUAGGCAAGUUAAAGUGUAAAGUGACCCCUCAGAUGGGGACCCCCUCACCAGGGAAGGGGAGCUUGGCAGACGGAAGGAUUAAACCUGAUCAGGAUGAUGAUACUGAAAUCAAAAUAAGCAUCAAACAAGAAGGUACAGAUGUAAAUGUGAUUGGAAGCAAGGAUACUGUUACGGAAGAAGAUUUGGAUGUUUUUAAACAGGCCCAGGAACUUUCCUUGGAGAAAAUAGGAUGUAAAAAUGGUGUAGAAUCCAAUGGACGAUAUCCUUCAGUAAUAGAAUUUGGAAAGUAUGAAAUCCAAACAUGGUACUCUUCGCCUUAUCCACAGGAAUAUGCAAGAUUACCAAAGCUUUACUUGUGUGAAUUCUGUCUUAAAUACAUGAAAAGCAAAAACAUUUUGUUAAGACACUCGAAGAAAUGUGGAUGGUUUCAUCCUCCAGCAAAUGAAAUCUACAGAAGGAAAGAUCUGUCAGUAUUUGAGGUUGAUGGGAAUGUGAGCAAAAUUUAUUGCCAAAACCUUUGCUUGUUAGCCAAGCUCUUCUUGGACCACAAAACCUUGUAUUAUGAUGUCGAACCGUUCCUUUUUUAUGUUCUGACAAAAAAUGAUGAAAAGGGCUGUCAUCUCGUUGGAUACUUCUCUAAGGAAAAGCUUUGCCAGCAGAAGUACAAUGUCUCCUGCAUAAUGAUCAUGCCCCAGUACCAAAGGCAAGGAUUUGGAAGGUUUCUCAUUGAUUUCAGCUAUUUGCUUUCUAGAAGAGAGGGACAAGCAGGGUCUCCUGAAAAGCCAUUGUCUGAUUUGGGUCGUCUGUCCUAUCUGGCCUACUGGAAAAGUGUUAUUUUAGAAUACCUUUAUUACCACCAUGAAAAACACAUCAGCAUCAAAGGAAUAAGCCGUGCUACUGGCAUGUGUCCUCAUGAUAUUGCCACCACCCUGCAGCAUCUCAGCAUGAUUGACAAGAGGGAAGAAAAAUUUGUGAUCAUUAGGAGAGAAAAACUGAUAUUAGGCCACAUGGAAAAACUGAAAACCAAUGCACGUGUGAAUGAACUUGACCCAGAAAGUCUACGGUGGACCCCAUUAUUAGUUUCUAAUGCUGCAGUUUCUGAAGAGGAAAGAGAAGCUGAAAAAGAGGCUGAACGUCUGAUGGAGCAGGCGAGCUGCUGGGAAAAAGAAGACCAAGAAAUGUUAUCAACUAGAGCUAAUAGUAGGCAAUCACCCGCAAAAGUACAAUCAAAAAAUAAAUAUUUGCGAUCUCCGGAGAGUGCGCCCACGGCAGGAGACCGAGGGCAGUCCACAGAACCAGCUAAAGAUAGCAGUGAAGAAGACGAGGAGGAGGAGGAAGAGGAAGAACAUCACCGAAGUUCUCCUCCUCGCCUGACAAAACCACAGUCACUUGCUCUGAAGAGAAAGAGACCUUUUAUACUGAAGAAGAAAAGGGGCCGUAAGCGUAGAAGGAUCAAUAGCAGUGUCACAACAGAGACAAUUUCUGAAACUACAGAAGUGUUGAAUGAGCCAUUUGAUAACUCUGAUGACGAGCGGCCAAUGCCACAGCUGGAGCCUACCUGUGAAAUCGAGGGAGAAGAAGAUGACUUGAAGCCUGCCAUUAGAAAAGUAUUCCAGUUUCAAUCUGGGAAAAAAAGACAAACUGAGGAAGAAGAGAAAGACAAUCAUUGCUUUAAUAAUGAUGACCCUUGUAGGAACAACACAGAUAAUGCAAAUAAUUUAAAAGAAGACAGUGUAGACAAUCCAGAAUCUCUAAAGUGCAAACAAGGAUGGCCAAAAGGAAUGAAGCGUGGCCCAUCUAAAUGGAAGCAAAACAAAGACAGGAAGACUGGUUUUAAACUGAACUUGUACACUCCACCUGAGACUCCAAUGGAACCUGACUACCAAGUAACAGGAGAAGAGCAGAAGGAACCCACUGAAGACAAGACAAGCCACCCUCCUCUUGUGGCAGAGGAAGAGGUAAAAGAAGCAGACCAGCCUGUGCAGUCCCAAAAUGAGAAUGGAGGAGAGACAUCUGUACCUUCCAGCCCAGAUAAAUUACCCUUUGGAAAUAAAUCAGAGAAUAAUAUGAGGAAACCUGAGGAGGAGGAGGAGGAGGAGGAGGAAGAAGAAGAAGAAGAAGAUGAUGAUGAUGAUGAUGAUGAAGAUGAGGAAAGAAGUUUAGAAAGGGUCUCAGACGGUGCUCAAAGUCAGGAAAGAGACCACCUGGAAACCUAUGUGGAACAAGAGGAUACAGAGCGCUUGGAGGACCAUGAAGAGGAGGAAGAAGAAGAGGAAGAGGAGCCCUCCCGUAAUGAAGACCAUGAUGCAGAUGAUGAAGAUGAUAGUCACAUGGAGGUCACAGAAGCAGAAAAAGAGGAGCUCUCAGGAGAAGCCUUCAAGGAAGUUCUGGAGAACCAGGAGACUUUUUUAGACCUGAGUGUCCAAACUGGUCCUUCAAACCAGGAAAACUUAAUGGACUGUGGCAUGGAGCUGGCAGCUUCAUGUAGCAGUGAAGGUAAAGAGCUUCCUGCAGACACAGAGGGUGUGCCCGAGGCUGCUGAGGGACAGGCGGAGAGUCAGGACCCAAAGAAGAGUGAAGACCUGAGUUCUGAAUUCAAAGAAGAAACUCCAGAAACCAUGGAGAUCGACUCAGAGACCGUCCAGGCAGUUCAGUCUUUGACCCAGGAAAACCCGGGACAGGAUGAGGCCUUUCAGGAGUGUGCUGAAACUCAAGAGGCCUGUAGGAGCCUACAGAGCUAUUCACAAGCAGACCAAAGCCCACAGAUCGCCAGUCUGGACGAUUGCCAGCAGUCCAACCACAGCAGCCCCGUUUCCUCCGUCCAUUCCCAUCCUAGUCAGUCAGUUCGUUCUGUUAAUAGUCCCAGUGUUCCUGCAUUGGAAAACAGCUAUGCUCAAAUCAGCCCUGAUCAAAGUGCCAUCUCGGUGCCAUCUUUGCAGAAUAUGGAAACGAGCCCAAUGAUGGACGUUCCCUCGGUUUCCGAUCAUUCCCAGCAAGUCGUGGACAGCGGAUUCAGUGACCUGGGGAGUAUCGAGAGCACCACUGAGAAUUACGAGAACCCGAGCAGCUAUGACUCUUCCAUGGGCAGCAGUAUCUGUGCGAAUAACUCUUCCCAAAACAGCUGUUCCUACAGCAGCCUCACGUCCAGUAACCUGACCCAGAGUAGUUGCGCCGUCACGCAGCAGAUGUCCUCCAUGAACGGGAGCUGCAGCUUGCUGCAGCAGAGGAGCCUCAGCUCUCCGCCCACGUGUAACGUCAAGUCUCCCCAAGGCUGUGUGGGGGAGAGGCCCCCUAGCGGCAGCCAGCAGCUCUCCCAGUGCAGCCUGGCCGCCAACUUUACUCCCCCAAUGCAGCUGGCGGAAAUCCCCGAGACCGGCAGCGCCAACCUCGGCUUGUACGAACGCAUGGGUCAGAGUGAAUUUGGGGCCGGGCACUACCCUCAGCCAUCAGCUACCUUCAGCCUUGCCAAACUGCAGCAGUUAACAAAUACUCUUAUUGAUCAUUCAUUGCCUUACAGCCAUUCCGCUGCUGUAACUUCCUAUGCAAACAGUGCCUCUUUGUCCACACCUUUAAGCAACACGGGGCUGGUUCAGCUUUCUCAGUCUCCGCAUUCUGUCCCCGGGGGGCCCCAAGCACAAGCGACCAUGACCCCGCCCCCCAACCUGACUCCUCCACCCAUGAAUCUGCCGCCUCCUCUCUUGCAACGGAACAUGGCCGCCUCUAAUCUCGGCAUCUCUCACACCCAAAGACUGCAAACCCAGAUCGCCAGCAAGGGCCACGUGGCCAUGAGAACCAAAUCGGCCUCUCUCCCAGCAGCCGCGGCAGCGGCGGCGGCACACCAAUCCCAGCUCUACGGGAGGGCCUCCCAGACGGUAGCCAUGCAGGGCCCCGCCAGGACUCUGACCAUGCAGCGUGGAAUGAAUAUGAGCGUGAAUCUGAUGCCUGCCCCCGCCUACAACGUCAAUUCGGUCAACAUGAACAUGAACACCCUCAACGCCAUGAACGGCUACGGCAUGUCCCAGCCCAUGAUGAACAGCGGCUACCAUGGCAACCACAGCUACAUGAACCAGACCGCCCAGUACCCCAUGCAGAUGCAGAUGGGCAUGAUGGGAAGCCAGCCAUACGCACAGCAGCCGAUGCAGACAGCGCCCCACACGAACAUGAUGUACACCGCGCCGGGACAUCACGGCUACAUGAACAGCGGCAUGUCAAAGCAGCCCCUUAACGGCUCCUACAUGAGAAGGUAGGCCCGCCCGGGGCAGCACUAUCGGAUUGAUCUGCACAAAUGUCUUUGGAAAGUACGAUUUCAAAACCAGCAAUUGGUGUGAAUGCAAAAACAUUUGUUGGCACCAUUUAUUUAAAAAAAAAAAAAAAAAAAAAAAAAAAAAAAGCUGUAUGCAGCAGAAAGCCUUAUACACGCUGUUCUCCUUGGUUUCCUUUUCCUUUUGGUGGUUCCUCUGUUUCUGUUUGUUUUAUAUGACGUUCUCUGCAAAAGAAGGCCUCUCUCUUUGGACUGCAGUUCUAUGGCAGCCACUUGACGUGCCUGCUCCCAUAUAAAUGAAUAAUGUGGAUGUUCAACCCCAAAUUCUCUGUUAUAAUGCUGAACCUUUAGCUUUUUUUCCCCUUCUCCCCUUCCGCUCCAUGUAAAUGCCUUUAGCAUUUCAGUUAUUGUAUAUUUUGUUGAAGGUGACACCUCCGCAUGCCGCUAAGGUCUUUGUUAGUGACAGUGCAUUUCGUAGUACUGUACAAGUGUUGUGCUAACAGUAAGCCAUUUCUUAAGUUUUUUGCCUUGAUUAGGGUGCCCUAAUUUGAGGGUUUAAAAAAACUCUAUUUUUGUUAAUUAUAAAACUGUAAAAAGCUCUAAAAGCAGUUCACAUUUUGUUAGUUGAAAGGGUUUUAUUGCUAAAUGUUUGGUGUAAAGUUAAGACCCUUUCCCAUUUUGGUGACAGAUUUCUUUGGGGAAAAAAAGGCAGCUUUCUGUUUUAUAAAUGCAGACUUCUGUUUAUGGAAUGAAGCAUAUCUCAGUGUUUAUCUGUCAAGUUUUGAAACAUUUCAUAUAUGUCCAAAUACUUGGCAGGAUUUUAAAAAAAAAAGUGAAUUUGGUGUAAAGUUGCUAUUUUAUGGAAAUGCCUCUAACUUUACAUUUUCAUUCCAUCUGUAGAUUUUUCUAUCUUUAUAAAAUAUUGGAGUUAUUUUUUAAGGAAAAAUAGAGCAGUAGCUUGUGAAUAGCCCAAACUAAGCUUACAAAUCGCAUGUAAAAAAGCAAAAAGUUAUUUGUGUCUGUUUAUAUUGCUUCCUUUUUUGUAGCCUUUGUACCUGUACAGGGUGACUGUAAGGGCCAAGCAGAAGAGGCGUAAUCCAUGUAUAAAAUAGGAGCCAGCAACACUCUUGUAUUUAUCUGUUCUCUUUUUAGUCAGUCACUUAAAAAAAAAAAAAAGCUGUACAUUUUAACAUAAAAUAAAUUAUGAUGAGCCA
Gracilinanus agilis (Agile Gracile Mouse Opossum) is the source of this 8042-nucleotide messenger RNA. It is a transcript of the gene KAT6B, whose product is annotated as lysine acetyltransferase 6B. The coding region runs from base 674 to 6814 and encodes 2046 amino acids. Gene Ontology annotation, molecular function: DNA binding; histone acetyltransferase activity. Gene Ontology annotation, biological process: nucleosome assembly; regulation of DNA-templated transcription. Lineage: Eukaryota; Metazoa; Chordata; Mammalia; Didelphimorphia; Didelphidae. Gene Ontology annotation, cellular component: MOZ/MORF histone acetyltransferase complex; nucleosome. The record is from RefSeq and is a predicted model, not a curated record. The transcript is spliced from 18 exons.